AAAAUGGAAUAGGACGUUUCUUGCACGCGAUUACCAAGAGUCGCGUCUUAUAAACGACGACCGCUGUAUCCUCCCCACUUCAACGGCGUAUUAUUAAACUUCCUUCCUCCUGCGUCUUCCUCGCUCUCUCCAUCACACUGCUAUUCAUUUUAUUCUUCAGAAAAACGAACAAAUGGAUUCUUUUUCUUCUUCGUUCAACUCCUUCUUGAAUCACUUCCGCGCUUCUGCCAAUUCGUUCCUUUCACAAUUCGAGCCUCUGGCUCUGCUUCUCGCCCCUCUCCUCACUCUCCUCGUCGCGCGUUUUCUUCAGUCGUUUCUUUCCGUUAUUCACGAGAAAGGACUCAAAGCUACGUUCCUGGGUUUUUUCAUGAGCUCCAUCAAGUUGAUUCCUGGUGUUAAGAGUUAUGUUGAUGCCGAGAAGCAGAAGGUUGUGGAUAAGUUACAUUCUGGCAGCAAAUCCAUUAGAGAAAACUGGAGGACCGACUUGCCAACCACAGGUUUAGGAGUAGGUGUUAUAGAUGAAAUGAAAGAUGAAAAGAGCAAGGAUGUUGAUUGGCAAGGAAAAUGCUCUGGUACAGUCUACAUUGGUGGAAGUGAAUCUGAAGGGCAUUUUUCUUUGAUCAAUGAGGCAUGUUCAAUGUUUGCACAUACCAAUCCAUUACAUUUGGAUGUGUUCAAGAGUGUGGCACGAUUUGAGGCUGAAGUGGUUGCUAUGACGGCUGCUCUACUUGGCAGUAAAGAGAAGGCUUCUGGAGGACAAGUUUGUGGAAACAUGACAUCAGGAGGAACUGAGAGCAUACUGUUAGCAGUAAAAACAUCUCGAGAUUAUAUGAAGAUGAAGAAGGGAAUUACAAAGCCAGAAAUGAUUAUAGCUGAAUCUGCACAUUCAGCGUAUGACAAGGCAGCACAAUACUUUAACAUCAAGCUGCGUCGUGUUCCUGUUGAUAAGGAAUUUCAAGCAGAUGUGAAAGCAAUCAGGCAACAUAUUAACAGAAAUACAAUCUUGAUUGUUGGAUCUGCACCUGGGUUUCCUCAUGGCAUCAUUGACCCUAUUGAGGAGCUUGGUAAAUUGGCUUAUAGCUAUGGAGUUUGUUUCCAUGUUGACCUCUGUCUUGGUGGCUUUGUAUUGCCUUUUGCUCAUAAACUUGGGUACCCAAUUCCAUCUUUUGAUUUCACUGUUAUGGGAGUAACCUCAAUUUCUGUGGAUGUGCAUAAAUAUGGGCUGGCUCCUAAAGGAACAAGUGUAGUUCUGUAUAGAGAUCAUGAUAUUAGAAAGCAUCAAUUUGUUGCUGUUACUGAGUGGUCGGGAGGGCUUUAUGUGUCUCCAACCAUAGCAGGAAGCAGGCCUGGAGGAUUGAUUGCAGGAGCUUGGGCUGCAAUGAUGUCUCUGGGACAAGAAGGUUAUUUGGAGAAUACAAGAAAUAUCAUGGAAGCAUCAAAGAUGAUACAGAAUGGGAUAAAAGAGAUUCCCGAGUUGUUUAUAAUUGGAAGGCCAGACAUGACAAUUGUGGCAUUUGGUUCUGCUGUUCUGGACAUAUUUGAGGUAAAUGAUAUCAUGUCUUGCAAAGGGUGGCAUUUGAAUGCAUUGCAGAGACCCAACAGCAUUCAUAUCUGCAUCACUCUUCAACAUGUGCCAGUUGUUGAUUUCUUCAUCCAGGACCUGAGUGAAGCUGUACAAACCGUGAAAGAAAAUCCCGGGCCUAUAAGCGGAGGUUUAGCGCCCAUAUACGGGGCAGCAGGAAGGAUGCCGGAUAGAGGCAUGGUCGAAGAAUUGUUGGUAAAUUACAUGGACGGUACAUGCUAGUACAUGCUAUUGCCAUCGCCCUUCAUCAGCUCUGAUUGUUUUGCUUCUUCACAUGCUAUUAGUUUGUAUAAGAAUUGUGGUUAAUUUAUGAUGGAAAUAAAUGCUCAUUUGAGUGAUGUUCCUUAUGGUUCUAUAUAUCUCAUUCACUGAAUUGAUUCCCUUUUCAAUAAUUACUUUUAUUAAAGA
Theobroma cacao (cacao) is the source of this 1990-nucleotide messenger RNA. RefSeq names its product dihydrosphingosine phosphate lyase (gene DPL1). Gene Ontology annotation, biological process: carboxylic acid metabolic process; sphingolipid catabolic process. The record is from RefSeq and is a predicted model, not a curated record. Gene Ontology annotation, cellular component: endoplasmic reticulum. Gene Ontology annotation, molecular function: sphinganine-1-phosphate aldolase activity; pyridoxal phosphate binding. Lineage: Eukaryota; Viridiplantae; Streptophyta; Magnoliopsida; Malvales; Malvaceae.